ACAGGGACAGGCGAAGGUGAUGUUGAUGAUGCAGAGCGGCUACUACUACCCUUUCUUGAACGGUAUCCAAAGGGUGCCAUCUUCUUGUUUUUUGCAGGAAGAAUUGAAGAAAUCAGAGGAAACAUAGAUGCAGCUAUUUUACGCUUUGAGGAGUGCUGUGAGGCUCAGCAACACUGGAAGCAGUUUCAUCACAUGUGCUACUGGGAGCUAAUGUGGUGUUUUACUUUCAAACGUCAGUGGAAAAUGGCAUAUUUCUAUGCGGACCUAUUGUGUAAAGAGAACUCAUGGUCCAAGUCAACAUAUACGUACAUGAAAGCAGCCUACCUCAACAUGUUUGGGGAUGAGGACUUCAAACCUUUUGGGGAUGAUGAAAUUGAACUAUUCAGAAAAGUGCCAAGUAUGAAACAGAAAAUCGCUGGGAAGUCUCUGCCAACAGAGAAGUUUGCAAUCAGGAAGGCUCGACGGUACCUUUCACAAAAUCCGGUAAAACUCCCAGUACCUGCUCUGGAAAUGAUGUAUAUUUGGAAUGGCUAUACAGUAAUUGGGAAACAUCAAGAUAUGACUGAAGGUAUGCUUGAGACACUUAAUGAAGCAGAGAGAACACUUGAAAAUGGCCCAGUAACAGAGUUUCUGGUUGAUGACCAGUGUUUGGUGAAACUGCUCAAAGGCCUUUGUCUGAAGCACUUGGAUAAAUUUUCAGAAGCAGAGCAGUACUUCCAUUGGAUUCAUACAAAAGAGCAGAAGAUCAAAUACGACCAUUACUUAAUUCCAAAUGCCUUACUUGAACGUGGUCUCCUUUGCAUGCAAACAGGAAGAAAUGAUAAGGCAAUAAAAAUUCUGGAAAGUGCAAAUUUUAGGUACAAGUUACCUGAGAACAUUGAUUAUAUUGAAGCCCAAAUGAAUUUACGUUGUUAAGUGGGAAUGUCACCCAAAGUAUCUGCCAAAUUACAAACUCCACACUGAAUUGUGAACUUGGCUCUGGCUUUCACACCUGGAAUUUGUGUUAUUCCUAUCUACAGACCACAGUCUUGAAGGUAACCAAUUUUUAACUUGAUAAACAGUCAGUCAGUCAAUAAUGUGGAACUCUUGAAAAUAACAAUCACAGACCAUACAAUCAUAUGAAGGCUUAAGGCAAAAAUCUAACUAUUUGAAAUGGGUAAGAAUGAGUAAUUAACUCAGUAACAAUCACUUGCCGUCCUUAAUAUGGGUUACUAUUUAAGCACCAUAAAGUGAAGUAGUUUCUAUUUUCAUUGACUUCCCUUGUAAGUCAUGACAAACAUAUCAAGGUGAGGGAAAAUAGAGCAAGACCUUUGGACCACAUGUGCAAUUUACAAAUUGCAAAAUGGAG
Messenger RNA from Rhincodon typus (whale shark), 1348 nucleotides. Its product is annotated as tetratricopeptide repeat protein 39A-like. Lineage: Eukaryota; Metazoa; Chordata; Chondrichthyes; Orectolobiformes; Rhincodontidae. The record is from RefSeq and is a predicted model, not a curated record. Bases 193 to 915 code for a protein of 240 amino acids. The transcript has 9 exons. Gene Ontology annotation, molecular function: protein binding.